This is a messenger RNA of Bursaphelenchus okinawaensis, 3700 nucleotides long. Lineage: Eukaryota; Metazoa; Nematoda; Chromadorea; Rhabditida; Aphelenchoididae. The record is from the annotation of a GenBank genome assembly.
AUGUCGCUUAAAGACGAAACCCAGCCAUUGUUACAAAAGGAUGGGGAGGAGGAGGCGGAUAGGCGGUUUAAAUUGGCCCAUCCUGAACGACUGAGCUAUUUGGAGAGGAAGCGGCGGAUCAAAGGGCUUAAAGCGGUAUAGAUUUUUGGAAUUUUUUUUGUUUUUUAAAUUGUGUUAUGCUUCUGAUUAGCCUUACGAUUCAAUUUAGAUUGAUGUUAAGUUCAUAUUCAGACUAUAAGUUACUUUUAAGUUUGUACUUAAGCUUAUGCUUAGACUUACAUUUAAACUUAUUUUUAGAUCUAGGUAUGGGAAUAAUUUUCUAAUAAAGCAUUGAUUUACAAAAGCUCAGGUUUUAGUUUUUGCCCAAACUUAUUAGAUUUAGGCUUGGACGUAGUCUUAAGCGUAGUGUUAGACUUAGGCUUAUUCGUAGACUGAAGGUUAAGCUUUGGUUAAGACUUAAGCUUAAGAUGAAGCAUAAGCUUGUUUUUGAGCUUGGACAUGAGUUUAAGUUUAGGCGUAGGCUUAAGGUAAAGCUUCGGCUUAGUUUGAAGCUACGUGUGAGCUUAGAUUUAGACUUAAGCUAAACAUUACGGUUUUGAUUAGACUUAACUUUAGGCUUAUAAUUAAUUUUUAAGUUUAGACAUCAGCGUUGGUGUUCAUUUAGGCUUAAACUAAAGCUAACAUUUAGAUUUAAGAUUAAGUUUAAAGUUAUAUUCUUCCUUCAUCUUACGUUUAAGCGUAGUAUGUUUAGGCUUACGCUUUAGACAAAACUUUUAUUUAAGUUACGGUUUUUUUGUAGUUUUUAAAUUCGUAUUUUUAAAAAUUUAAUUUUAAUUGGCCUUGUUUUAAGUUCUACGAACGUCAAGACCGACUAAACCAGUUGUUUAAAGAAGAUGUAGAGAAUCUUCGGCCAGAUAAUGCUGAACGACGAUGUGAAGAAGCUCACGCUGAAUACAGUCGAAAUUUGGUUUGGGACAGGCGAUUCGCUUCAGUUAUUUUUGUCAUGAACUUGCUGAUUUUGGGUGGAAAUUUGACUGCUGCUUUCUUGUCCGGCUCUUAUUCUGUUAUCAGGUAAGCUUUUAGACUUUUUUAGUAUUGUACUGUGCUAUUUAGUACUAUUUUCAAAUUUUUUUAUGGUACUAUACAGUAUUACACUUCUAGUGCCAUACGGUGCUAUAUAGUAUUAAAAUUUUACUUUGAAUUAUUAGUACACAUUAUAGUGUUAUAUAGUACUAAGCUUUUGUACCACCUUAAAGAACUACUCUUACAGUGUAUGUUGGUACUAAAUACAUAGUACUACAGCUUUUAAAAAGUUUAAUACUAGAUAGUACUUUAAAUAGCACUAAAAUAUAAACCUAAACCCAUAUUUUAGUGCCUUUGUCGACUCAAGUAUGGAUAUAGUAAGCAGUGUGAUUGUAUUCAUCACAGUGUACUUGAUUACCCACACAAACUCCUUCAACUAUCCGAGAGGGCGACAAAGACUAGAGCUGUUAGCUGUGAUAAGUUGCUCGAUCUUUAUGGGCGUAGCUAACAUCAUGAUGAUUAUUCAGUCUGUCGAGGCUAUUGUCAUGGGAUCGGUAAGUGUUGUAUUGUAACUUAGCAUGGGCUGGGUAAUGAUUGUAACUUAAAAUGAGAUCAGGAGAGAGGGGGGGGGGUAGGGCAAAACUAGAAAAAACCUUCUUGAAAGUUACUGUACUUGUACUUACAAAUAAAAACUUUAGGUAAGUCCGGACGCUAACCUACCAACCCUGGCCAUUAUGGGCUCUGCCAUACUGAUCAAGUCAAUAGUGAUGGUUGUAUGCUACAGUCAUGAUACUACAAAUUCCAAAGUUUUAGCAUUAGAUCAGCGAAACGACAUCAUUACAAGUGUUGUCGCUGUGUCUGGAGCCGUAGUUGGCGACUUUUACUGGCCUUAUGCAGAUCCUAUUGGUGCUAUUUUGGUUUGGUAAGCGAUGUUAUUGAAGUUCAUACAGCAAAGCAAGGCAACUUAAGGCUAGGCCAAGGCAAGGCCAGGGCAAGGCCAGGGCAAGGCCAGGGCAAGGCCAGGGCAAGGCCAGGGCAAGGCCAGGGCAAGGCCAGGGCAAGGCCAGGGCAAGGCCAGGGCAAGGCCAGGGCAAGGCCAGGGCAAGGCCAGGGCAAGGCCAGGGCAAGGCCAGAGCAAGGCAAGGGCAAGGCCAGGGCAAUUAUCUUGUUAUUUUAUAGCUAUGACAAAUUCAAAACGCAUACAAAAAUUUAUGAUAAGACAAUAAUUGUAUAUUAUUUCCUGUUACAAUAGUUUUUACGGCCACACAAUCUUCUGUUCCGGCUAUAAAAACGAAGAUUUUACUGCUAUCUUUGUGUAUGAUAUACCAUAUAAUCGUAAAAACAUACGAUUGGGCUAGGGUACUCGCACUGAACAUUCCUCUCAACACAUCCAUAAAAUUUGUCAAAUUGGGUUUCAGUAAAGUUACCUAUAGCAUUUUUUAUGACACAUUAUAAUUUUAUAUAAAAACUAAAAAACAAUAAUCAAUACCACUACGUAAAUAUUCUAAUAUGGUACGUAGUAUAUUUUACGACAUCCUCGUCACUUCUAUGCUUGAUAUUAAUAAAACUAAAACUACGCCUUCAAAAAUGACUUUUCUUUUUUUUACCCCAAUGCCGACAGGAAAAGCCAUUUUCAGUCGUAAAAUUAUUGAAAUUCGUACAAGCCAUUAGAAGGAUCUUAACUCUUCUUCCAAGUCCUUCUAAUGGCUAAUACCUUCCGAACUGUAAGAUUAUAUAUUUUCGUAUAUAUUUAGAUGUAAAUUUGUUUUUCAAAACGGUAUGAGUCGUAAAAGACGUGAAAUUUUAAAAGUUGUAAAACUACAUAAAAUAAUAUUUUUAAUUUUUUUUUGUUUUUAGCCAACAAAAGCAUGACUUUUCGUACAAAAAACAGCCUACAAUCAGUCUAAAAACUGGUUUUUUUUAAAAAAACAAUCAAUUUUAGUAAAUUUAGUAAACAGCCAGUUUACGUUGACAGUAUUAGACGUACUUAACGGUACUUUAGGAAUCUUUUUUGUAUUGCUUUUGUGUAAAGCAGCCAAAUACGAAAAUUUUUAUUUGCGUUUUCUUGCCUUGCCCUGGCCUUGUCCUGGCCUUGCCCUGGCCUUGCCCUGGCCUUGCCCUGGCCUUGCCCUGGCCUUGCCCUGGCCUUGCCCUGGCCUUGCCCUGGCCUUGCCCUGGCCUUGCCCUGGCCUUGCCCUAUCUAGGCCUUUUUAUGCCACGAAAUGCUCUGUUCUGUCUUUGCCGUUUUUUUGUUUUGCCCUAGCCUUGAAGUAGGCUAGCUCUAGACUUGCCUUAAAAAAUGUCUUUGAUAUCUAAAAUUUCAAGAUUUGACCUUAAAAGUUUUAGCACAUUCAUUGCGAUUUCCUGGUUUUCCAACGCAUUCGAGCAAAUCCCAAUGGUAGUUGGUAAAAGAGCUGAACAAGAGCAUAUUAGUCGAAUUCUUCAAAUUUCAAUAUCUCAUGAUCCACGUAUCAAGUGCCUGGAUCACAUUAUGUGUUAUCAUAUUGGAGAGAAGGCAUUGGUAGAGUUACAUGUUGUACUUGACGAAAACUUGCCAUUAAAAGAGACUCAUGACAUUUGUGAAGGUCUGCAAGACAAGCUUAAUGGACUGGAGUUUGUGGAGCGAACCUUUAUACAUGUUGACUAUUUCUGUGAUGGGUGUCAUGAUGGCAUUUAA